Phytophthora sojae is the source of this 1026-nucleotide messenger RNA. RefSeq lists its product as hypothetical. The transcript is spliced from 2 exons. Gene Ontology annotation, molecular function: enoyl-CoA hydratase activity. Gene Ontology annotation, cellular component: cytosol. Gene Ontology annotation, biological process: fatty acid beta-oxidation. The coding region runs from base 1 to 936 and encodes 311 amino acids. NCBI's taxonomy places the organism in Eukaryota, Oomycota, Peronosporomycetes, Peronosporales, Peronosporaceae. The record is from RefSeq and is a predicted model, not a curated record.
AUGGAGCUCUUCGGGUUCGUCAAUGAACUGGCCGACGACCGCGACGCGCUGGUGGCCAGGAGCCGCGAGGUGCUGCGUGGACUCGGCAGAGACGACGAUUACUUGACGCUGCACCUGCCGUUCGCGGCGCGCAGCUCGCUAACCAAUGUGCAGUCGACGCUGCCCGCGGAGCUGCAGACGCUGCAGAAGACGGCGGUGCUGGAGAUCCACAGCCCCAAGGCGCGCAACGCGCUGAGCGGCAAGAUGAUGGCGGAGCUGGCGGACAUCGUGGCGCUGCUGGAGGACUCCGAAGUGCACGACAAGCUGAACGCCGUCGUGGUGAGAGGGACCGGAGGCUGGUUCUGUGCCGGGGCGGACCUGCGCGUGGCGCAGCAGGAGCUGACGUCGCGUGAGGCGGGCGCGGCCAUGGGGGCGCUGAUGGUGGACUCGCUGACGAGGUUCCGACGGUUGCCGCUGGUCAGCAUUGCGUGCAUUGAAGGCGGCGCGUAUGGAGGGGGCGCAGAGCUCGCCACUGCGUGCGACUUCCGGAUCCUGGAGGCGAAAGCUGUCAUUCAGUUCGUGCAAGUGCGCAUGGGCGUCUCGCCCGCGUGGGGUGGAGGUGCACGACUGUACAAGAUUGUGGGCAGGCAGAACGCGUUGAGGUUGUUGUGUGCGGCGGAGAAGCUGUCGGCUCAGCGAGCGUUGGAGCUGAAGCUCGCCGACUUUACCUUCGACGCUGCAACGGAUGGCGCUGACGCUGCCAUCUGCAGCUUCGUUACUCCGUUCGAUGCAAUCGCGCCAGCGGUCUCGCAUGGCGCGAAGAAAGUGAUAAAUCGUGCUGAUGACGUGAGUUUGGAUGCAGUGCUGUUGUACGAACAUGACGUGUUCAAGUCGUUGUGGGGUGGUCCGGCUAACCUUGAGGCGCUCGAAGGUGCUCUCAAAAAGACGAAAAAGUAAGGUUUGAUAUCUAUGGGAGCGUGCGUAGUGAGCACUGCUAAGCUGCACGAGUGAGUGUAUCGAGUUUGAUUUUGUCGAUGCAGUAUUUUU